CCUAGUUUCAGCAAAAUAUCUGGUGGAGUUCCUGGAGCCAUGGCUAGCGCUGACAUCAAACCAAAAUCUAUAAGUCGUGCCAAAAAAUGGUCAGAUGAGAUAGAGAAUCUAUACAGAUUUCAGCAAGCUGGAUACAGGGAUGAAAUUGAAUAUAAACAAGUGAAGCAAGUUGAUAUGGUGGAUCGUUGGCCAGAAACAGGAUUUGUGAAGAAACUUCAGAGAAGGGACAAUACUUUCUAUUAUUACAACAAGCAAAGAGAAUGUGAAGACAAAGAAGUCCAUAAAGUGAAAGUUUAUGCAUAUUAA
Molecule: messenger RNA, 306 nt
Organism: Emys orbicularis (European pond turtle)
Lineage: Eukaryota; Metazoa; Chordata; Testudines; Emydidae
Gene: MEIG1
Product: meiosis/spermiogenesis associated 1
Exons: 2
Coding region: 40-306 (88 amino acids)
Cellular component (GO): nucleus
Source: RefSeq, a predicted model, not a curated record